AGAUGAGCACGCAAGUGGAAUAUAUAAUACUGGAGUUGAAAAGGAUGAAUGUAGAACAUUUAAUGUUGGAUAUUAUUAUGGUGAAGGAAUUGGGAGCUUAGUAUUUAAUACAUUAGUCAUUUACUUACUUCCUUAUUAUAAUAGUUCCAUCCAAGCAUCAAAAUUGACCAAUGAAAAUUUAAAUUUGAAUUCACCAGUGCCACUUAUUAGUGAACAAACAUCUGAUAGUAUUAGUAUUAAUAAUAAACAAUUAUCAAAUAGUGUUAUUGACAUAUCUGAAUCUUUUUUACCAAUUCCAAUACCAGAAUCUGGUAUGCUGUUUAAAUCAUGGACAGAACUUGAUAGGUAUAUUGAUGCCUAUUGUAAUUCUAAAAACUUUUCUAAAGUUAUUUAUGGGGCAGAAUAUGAUAAUGGAAUAAG
Messenger RNA from Dentiscutata erythropus, 420 nucleotides. The record is from the annotation of a GenBank genome assembly. NCBI's taxonomy places the organism in Eukaryota, Fungi, Glomeromycota, Glomeromycetes, Diversisporales, Gigasporaceae.